Molecule: messenger RNA, 2358 nt
Organism: Urocitellus parryii (Arctic ground squirrel)
Lineage: Eukaryota; Metazoa; Chordata; Mammalia; Rodentia; Sciuridae
Gene: Cdh7
Product: cadherin 7
Biological process (GO): multicellular organism development; calcium-dependent cell-cell adhesion; cell-cell adhesion mediated by cadherin
Cellular component (GO): plasma membrane; adherens junction; catenin complex
Molecular function (GO): beta-catenin binding; calcium ion binding; cadherin binding
Source: RefSeq, a predicted model, not a curated record
AUGAAGUUGGGUAAAGUGGAGUUCUGCCAUUUCCUGCAGCUCAUAGCUCUUUUCCUGUGUUUUUCUGGGAUGAGUCAAGCAGAACUCUCAAGGUCAAGAUCCAAACCCUAYUUCCAAUCAGGGCGCUCCAGGACCAAGCGCAGCUGGGUGUGGAAUCAGUUCUUUGUGCUGGAAGAGUAUAUGGGUUCGGACCCUCUCUAUGUAGGAAAGCUUCACUCUGAUGUUGAUAAAGGAGAUGGUUCCAUCAAAUACAUCUUGUCAGGCGAAGGGGCAAGUUCCAUUUUCAUUAUUGAUGAGAACACUGGGGAUAUUCAUGCUACCAAGAGACUCGAUCGUGAGGAGCAGGCCUACUACACUCUCCGAGCUCAAGCGCUGGACAGGCUCACCAACAAACCCGUGGAGCCCGAAUCAGAGUUUGUCAUCAAAAUCCAGGAUAUCAAUGACAAUGAACCCAAGUUUUUGGAUGGGCCUUACACAGCAGGAGUUCCUGAAAUGUCUCCUGUAGGGACUUCAGUGGUACAAGUGACAGCAACGGAUGCUGAUGACCCUACAUAUGGGAACAGCGCCCGAGUGGUCUACAGUAUUCUGCAGGGGCAGCCGUACUUUUCCGUUGAGCCCAAGACAGGAGUCAUCAAGACUGCCCUUCCAAACAUGGAUAGAGAGGCUAAAGACCAGUAUUUGCUUGUCAUUCAGGCAAAGGAUAUGGUUGGUCAAAAUGGCGGACUGUCAGGAACUACAUCAGUCACCGUGACCCUGACUGAUGUCAAUGAUAAUCCACCUCGUUUUCCUCGAAGAUCUUAUCAAUACAAUGUCCCAGAAUCAUUACCUGUAGCCUCAGUUGUAGCCAGAAUCAAAGCUGCUGAUGCAGACAUAGGCGUUAAUGCAGAAAUGGAAUACAAAAUUGUGGAUGGUGAUGGACUGGGGAUUUUCAAGAUAUCUGUUGACAAAGAUACACAGGAAGGCAUCAUUACAAUACAGAAGGAACUGGAUUUUGAAGCCAAAACAAGUUACACACUACGAAUAGAAGCUGCAAAUAAAGAUGCCGACCCCCGGUUUCUAAGCUUGGGGCCAUUCAGUGACACAACCACCGUGAAGAUAAUUGUAGAAGACGUGGAUGAGCCUCCCGUGUUUUCUUCRCCCUUGUACCCCAUGGAGGUCUCAGAAGCCACCCAAGUUGGCAAUAUCAUUGGCACGGUAGCCGCUCAUGACCCMGAUUCUUCCAACAGCCCUGUGAGGUAUUCAAUUGACAGAAACACAGAUUUGGAGAGAUACUUUAAUAUUGAUGCCAACAGUGGAGUUAUUACUACUGCCAAAUCUUUGGAUCGAGAGACAAAUGCAAUUCAUAACAUCACAGUUCUUGCAAUGGAGAGCCAGAACCCAUCCCAGGUAGGAAGAGGCUACGUGGCCAUCACUAUCCUCGACAUCAAUGACAACGCCCCCGAAUUCGCCAUGGACUACGAAACCACUGUCUGUGAAAAUGCCCAGCCCGGGCAGGUCAUCCAGAAGAUCAGUGCCGUGGACAAGGAUGAGCCAUCCAAUGGACACCAGUUUUACUUCAGCUUAACCACGGAUGCCACAAAUAACCACAACUUUUCGCUGAAGGAUAACAAAGACAACACGGCCUCCAUCCUCACCAGAAGGAACGGCUUCCGGAGACAAGAGCAGUCGGUGUACUACCUGCCCAUCUUCAUCGUGGACAGUGGGUCCCCGUCUCUCAGCAGCACCAACACGCUCACCAUCCGCGUCUGUGACUGCGACUCCGACGGCGUAGCCCAGACCUGCAACGCCGAGGCCUACGUCCUGCCUGCUGGCCUCAGCACGGGGGCCCUGGUGGCCAUCCUGGCCUGCGUCCUGACCUUGCUAGUGCUGAUCCUUCUUAUCGUAACCAUGAGAAGGAGGAAAAAAGAGCCCCUGAUUUUUGACGAAGAGAGAGAUAUUAGAGAAAACAUCGUCAGGUACGAUGACGAGGGCGGGGGAGAGGAAGACACAGAGGCUUUUGACAUGGCUGCACUGAGGAACCUCAACGUCAUCCGUGACACCAAGACCCGUAGGGAUGUAACUCCAGAAAUCCAGUUCUUGAGUCGACCGACUUUUAAGAGCAUCCCAGAUAACGUUAUUUUUCGGGAAUUUAUUUGGGAGAGACUGAAAGAAGCUGAUGUUGACCCGGGGGCUCCCCCCUAUGAUUCUCUGCAGACCUAUGCCUUCGAAGGGAAUGGCUCAGUCGCUGAGUCACUCAGCUCUUUGGAUUCCAUCAGCUCAAACUCUGAUCAGAAUUAUGACUACCUAAGUGACUGGGGACCUCGCUUUAAACGCCUGGCGGACAUGUAUGGAACUGGCCAAGAGAGUUUGUACUCAUAG